Colletotrichum navitas is the source of this 711-nucleotide messenger RNA. RefSeq lists its product as uncharacterized. Bases 178 to 633 code for a protein of 151 amino acids. The transcript has a single exon. The record is from RefSeq and is a predicted model, not a curated record. Lineage: Eukaryota; Fungi; Ascomycota; Sordariomycetes; Glomerellales; Glomerellaceae.
AGCAAGCCACGGGAUAGCAAGCCACGGGAUAGCAAGCCACGGGAUAGCAAGCCACGGGAUAGCCAGCCACACACACACACACACACUCGGGGCUGAUGCGAGGCUUGUUUUGGGUCACGGCUCAGAACUGGUUCGAGGUGGGGGUUCUCGAUCUCGGCCAAAUCCACCGCUAGGGAGAUGACUAUCGUCACCUUCAUCUCGCAGGCCCUCCUUCUCCUCACGCGCACGCUGGAGGGAAGGGAGAGAGAGAGGGUCCUCCAGCGGGCUCCUCCCCAUUCCCACUUCUUCUCAUUGAGCUCUUUCGUCAAGGUAUGGCCUCCCUCGUGUCGGCGAGUUGCUCGUCUUGUCGGCCCUAUUCUUCCUCUGCCUCCUCCUCUCCUCCUCUCAGGGGGGAAAGUUGGCGAUGGGUCCUGGUGGCCGAGUCUCGGUCUUUUUCUGGACUCGCAUGAGGAGGGGAGGGGCCGGCGAGGCAGGCGCGGUCGGUGUCGCGGGUCCGUUGAAGUACUUGUAGGAUGGGUGGAGGUCGCAGGUCAAUGCAAUGGUGUACUAUCCGUACAUGUAGUAGGUUGUUGGUACGUUGUCACCUUGGCACGAAGCUCGAUGCUCGAUAACUGCGACGACACAAAAGCUUGAGCCGCAGUCGCGAUGUUGUUUCCGUGUUGCUUGGCCAAGUUUUUCAGCCUCUUCCCUUUCCACCCCCCCCCCCCCCCC